This is a messenger RNA of Gaeumannomyces tritici R3-111a-1, 2135 nucleotides long. RefSeq names its product proline-specific permease. Gene Ontology annotation, cellular component: membrane. NCBI's taxonomy places the organism in Eukaryota, Fungi, Ascomycota, Sordariomycetes, Magnaporthales, Magnaporthaceae. The record is from RefSeq and is a predicted model, not a curated record. The transcript has 5 exons. Gene Ontology annotation, biological process: amino acid transmembrane transport. Bases 356 to 2023 code for a protein of 555 amino acids. Gene Ontology annotation, molecular function: amino acid transmembrane transporter activity.
CGAAGGCUAAGGGAAAAAAAAGUCGUCGGUCGCCACAAUGCGCCGUUACAUUGAGAUGGGCCCCGUCAGUGUCCAGGGGAUCGGCCAAGAGCUUUUCUUUUUCUUUCUCUUGUUUUUCUUUCCGUUCGUCUGAUGACGAUCGUCUUGUCUCUUCUCUCCUCCCGUUUACCUUUCGGCUUGUCCGCUAGCCCAUGUGUGCGUGCGUAGGCAGCUUCCACCAAGCCGGGAAACCUUGAGCCAUCGUCAAUCAAGCCCCCACCCUCACCGCCCGACCACGCCAGCCGCCCGUCACUCAAACACGCGUCGCGCGCCGAGGAACAACGGACAGGACACUGCCGACCGCGCCAUCGCCAUCAUGAAGGACGACGGCGGCUCCCCAAGCCCCGGCGCCGACGUCGAGGGCAAGCCCACGGUCGGGUCCGUGCAGGACUUCGACAUCGCCCGCGUCCGCCCCGACGGCACCGAGGACCUGCUCGGCAAGCACAACCAGCUGGAGCGCGGGCUGAAGAGCAGGCACAUCCAGUUCUUGGCCCUGGGCGGAGCCAUCGGGACAGGGCUCUUUGUCGGAUCCGGGGGCAUCCUGAGCCUCGUCGGCCCGCUACCUCUAUUCCUGGCAUACUGCUCCAUGAUGGUUCUGGUGUACUUCAUCAUGAACGACCUGGCCGAAAUCUCGACGUACCUGCCCCUAAAGGGAAUCUCCAUCCCCUACUUUGUCGACCGCUUUGUCGAUCCCUCGCUGGCUUUUGCCACGGGAUACAACUACUGGUAUGCGUAUGCUAUGCUUGUUGGUGCCGAGGCGGUUGCCGGCGCCAUUCUCCUGGACUACUGGCAGACCCCCGUCCCUUCCUGGGUCUGGAUCACCAUUAUUCUAUUGGUGACGCUAGGCCUCAACAUUUUCGCCGUCGGCGUCUUCGGCGAGGCCGAGUUCUGGUUCGCCAGCAUCAAGUUCAUCACCAUCAUGGGCCUCAUCCUCGUGUCCCUCGUCAUCAUCCUGGGCGGCGCGCCCAACGGCGAGCGCAUCGGCUUCCUCUACUGGCACAGCCCCGGCGCCAUAAAGCCGUACCUCGUCGAGGGCAGCACCGGCAACUUCCUCGCCUACUGGGCCGCCUUCGUCCAGGCUGGCUUCGCCUUCAUCACCUCGCCCGAGCUGAUCGCGCUCGCGUCGGGCGAGACGGUGGCCCCGCGCCGCAACAUCCCAAAGGCCGCGCGGCGCUUCAUCUGGCGGCUCGCCAUCUUCUACGGCCUGGGCUCCCUCAUGGUCGGCGUCAUCACGCCGCACGACGACAAGAACCUGCUCAACAAGGAGUCCAACGCCAACGCGUCCCCCUGGGUCAUCGGCAUCCAGCGCGCCGGCAUCGUCGGGCUCAACCACGUCAUCAACGCCGCCAUCCUGACCAGCGCCUGGUCCGCCGGCAACGCCUUCCUGUACUCGGGCUCGCGCGUGCUCUACUCGCUCGCCCUCAACGGCCAGGCGCCCCGCGUCUUUGCCAGGUCAACCAAGCGCGGCGUGCCCUACGCCGCCGUGCUGGCCACCUGGUCCGUCGGCCUGCUGGCGUACCUCAAGGUGAACGAGAAGAGCGGGCUCGUGUUUACGUGGCUGAUGAAUCUAAGCACCAUCUCGGGCUACAUCGCCUGGAUCGUCGUCCUCGUCACCUACCUGCGCUUCCGCUCGGCGCUCACCUUCCGCGGCCUGCUGCACACGCUGCCCUUCAGGGGCGCCCUGCAGCCAUACGGCACCUACUUCACCCUGCUGGUGCUCGUCCUCCUGACGCUGACCAACGGCUUCGCCCUCUUCUUCCCGGGAAGGUGGGAGGUCGAGUCGUUCCUGGUCGCCUACAUCACCCUCCCAAUCUUCCUGGUCCUCUACCUGGGCCACAAGGCGGUGAAGCGGACGCCCUUCUUUAGGAAGACGGAGGACAUCGAUGUCGUCACGGGCGUGCGCGAGAUGGAGGAGCUGGCCGCCUCCGACGUCGAGCCGGUGCCCAAGAACGUUUGGCAGAGGAUCUGGUUCUGGAUCGCCUAGACCGCAGGCUGGCAGCGUUUGGAUAGUGUAGGCAUUGGAUUUUGCGACAAUAUCCAAAGUUCUUUUUUUUUUUUUUUUUUAAAGACUACAGAAUAGGAAUACGAACAAUCCG